UUGGAGCAUCUUGGAGCGUCUUUUUCUUUUUCUUUGGAGGCAGAGACAUUGCAAAGGUCUGACGAGUCAUGGAGUUGUCACCUUGCCCAAUUGAAUUUGAAACUGAAGUGUUGGUUUCAGGGUCCUUGGAGAUUUCAUCUGAAAAGCUUGCUCGCGGCCUGUCCUGGCUGGCAACUUCGCUCAAGGAGCAGAACAAGAUCUUGGGCAGCCUGUGUGGACAGGUGGAUGCUCUGCAGGAGACUGCCUCGUUGCCACGCACUGAACCCCAAGAGAGGAGAAUGUCCAUGAAGGAUGAGAUGCUUUCCAUGCAGCUGAAUGCACUCAAGCACGAGGUGGGUGCGCUUCCGCAACCGGCGGAUCUGGAGCGACAACGAGAGCGUAUCAUGGCAGAGGUGCAAAGUGUGUCGAACUCUUUGUCCGAUCGGCAGAGGGAUUCGAACGAGCGGCUUCAGAAGGAUCUCGCAGACGCAACAGAAAGCCUUUGCAGCCAACUGGGACGAAUUGGUGAUAGUGUGUCAGCUAGGCUAGUGGUGCUGGAAAGCCACAUGGCUUCGCAGCCAGCUCUUGCUGCGGCAUCCAACCAAUCCAGAGUUGAACUGCCAGGUUCUGGAGUGCAGGCUCAAGUGCUGCCAGCGCUCGAUCCUCUGUCAGCAUCCAAUGUAGCAGCUGACGACACAGAGGAUCAAACUGAUGGGACUUUCGGGCCAGACUUGGCCGCUCAAACCACCAAUUUUGGCAACCUGUGUGCUGAUUUGAAUGCACUCAAUUCGCGGAUAAGUACACGUUUGGAAGCAUUGGAAAGGCAGCUUUCUGAGUUGGUGCCCCAACUGCAAGUACAAAAGUCUUUAGCUUGGCACGCUGACGGAGCUGGCAAGUCUCAAGAUGGGGCUGGGACAUCCGAGUCAUCUGCAGACCCAAGCCACGCCCGUGGCAGUGGACGUCUGAAUGACUCGCCUCAACCUGUUGGUGAAGGCGAAGUCUCUGAGAAAGCUUCGGUUGCAGAAGCUGUGACAGCAGCAGUUGAAGCAGCGAAGGAAGUUGCAACUGCUGAAGCAGUUAAAGCUGCAACUGCUGCUAUUUCAGCUGUCACAGUGAUAGCAGAGGAGGCAAAAGCUGCAGCUUGCGCAAAUUCAGAGAUGAUGGAAGCCAAAGAAAAGGACGGGGAAAGCAUUGCAGAAGCAAUUGCUUCUCUUGGCUCUCAGGUUGCCACUCUCCAGCAAUCAGUAGCAGCUUUGGCUGAAAGUCCAAACCAGGGAGCCAACACAGCAGAGGUUACAGUUCUGGGAGACGGGAAGGGUGAGAAGGCUGGUUCCAUGCGAACUGAAACCCCAGAGGGUCCAAUUGAGACGGACAAAGCGCAAACCUUGCAGCCUGACUCCGCAGGCAUCGUCAGAGCUGAAACCGUCACUGCGUCACUAUCAGAUCGAAUGACUGAAGUGGAAGCCUCAUUGGCAAAGCUGACAGCCGAGUUUUUCACCUAUCCAGUAGUUCAGGAAUUGCAAGGAGCAGUCAGAGCAGUCCCCCAGUUGGAGGCGUCGAUUUCUUCCUUGCAACUGGCACUGGCCGGAAUGGCAGCUCACGAAACUCUGACGACACAAAAAGCACUGAGUGCAGACCACCCAGAUGAAACUAGCACCCUUCCCGCAGCGAAAUCGGUCCAGCAAGGAAGUCGGCAUACAGAGGCAGAGGCGACACAGGCUGCAGAUACUCGUACAGCGCAGGCAGGACAAGCAGCAAAAAUCCCCGAACAAAGUGGAGCUGUUGCCAGUGCGAAGGACCUUUCUCGUCAAGAGGACAGCAGUCUGGCAAAGCUAGAAGAGCGUUUGAAGCACAUGGAGGAUCUCCAAGAAGCUGCAGAGAGGAGGAUUCUCCGCCUAGAGGGCCCAAAUGAGGCUCAAAGGAGAGUCUCCGCAGAAAAGCUGUCAGAUCGUGAAGGGUGGAGACCAUCAAAGAGUGAGCCUCCCUCAGGCGGCACCGUUGGUGGAUCAUGGAAAGAUGUUCAGGCGGAGCUGGAACAUUUCCGAAAGCUGUUUGAAUUCAUAGAGGGCGUCCUCCCACGAGAUGCUGCAGAAGCCAUGCGUUUCUUCAAUCGCCGCCAAUUAGGAAAGGAAGUGUUGUCAGAGAUGGUCUCGGAAGUUUUUGGUGCCGAUGUCGAAUUCCAGAAUGCGAAGUUGCAGCUUGAAAGCGAUUUCAGGGUGUACACGCGCGAACUGAGACGGGAGUUUGACAAGCUCACCUUAGCUCUGAAGGCUUUGCAGCGAGAAACGGAAGGCUCCGAAGGCAAGCUCUUGGAUUUAGCAAAGAGGACAUUCAAUCUGGAAAUGGAGGUGCGGACAAGCAAGAAGCCUCCCGAGGACACACCCCAAGUUUCCAGUGGAGAAGCAGGUGCAGACCUGAAGGAUCGAGCUGAAGCUGGGCAAGGCAGUGAAGAAAUGCAAAAGGCAAUACAGGACUUGCGCGAAGAAGUCAAACACUGGCUAGAGACUUUCAAAUCAAGUGUGAUUCAAGCUCUUCAGACAAAGCCAGACAAUGAGCAAGUGGUGGAGUUCAUCAAGCAGGUAGCUGCUGCACCAUCGGGUGAAAGCAUUGCCCUUUUUGCAAAGAGACAGCUGCUAGGUAAGUGUGCCUCUUGCGAGACUCCAAUUGAUGUUGACCUCUUGCGGGUGAAGCGUCCCCAGCCAAUAGGGUUGCAAGAACCAUGGCCACCUGGUGAAAGUCUUGGAGCCAAGGUCGCAAUCAGACCUUUGAAUACACCAGUGAGCCCAAGUUGCUCCUCCCUCUCGAGGCUUCCAAAGAUCCAAGAACCUCGCAUCCGGGAGCUUGCAAAGAAAGGAAUGAAGUCGAGUCCUUCUGCACCCGAAAUGCGCAAGGAGACUUCAGAGGCUUGACAGAGACAGCGCCAGGCGUGAGCACCAGAAAACAUUGGUGCUUUUGGAAGCUGAGCUUUGCUAAGUCACCUUCUCUGGGUCCGCUGAUAAUGGCCAUGGCUUUGGUGAUCCAGCUGCGAAGACUCCGCGAAGCACGCCAACAAAGAACCACCAAGUGGUUGUCUUCUUGGCGAUUCUCCGUAUGAACGCACGUUUUAGUGUGCAGUGAAAUCUUGUGGUUGCAGACUAAACAUGGC
This is a messenger RNA of Cladocopium goreaui, 3124 nucleotides long. The record is from the annotation of a GenBank genome assembly. NCBI's taxonomy places the organism in Eukaryota, Dinophyceae, Suessiales, Symbiodiniaceae.